CCACCCUCUGACACCAUGGUCAGCGCCUGCAGGGGCUCCGUCUUCUCUGACCAGGGCUGUGGCCAAGGCCUCUGCCAGGAGACCGGCUGCCAGACCACCUGCUGCAGGACCACCUGCUACCGCCUCAGCUGUGGUGUGUCCAGCUGCUGCCGCCCCGUCUGCUGCCAGACCACCUGCCGCCCCAGCUGUGGUGUGUCCAUCUGCUGCCGCCCCGUCUGCUGCCAGACCACCUGCCACCGUACAACUUGCUGCCACUCCAGCUGUGGUAGAUCCUCCUGCUGAACUCAUAUCUGACUAUCAACCAUGAGCCAGCCACCAUCACAUCAGUGUGAAAGUGUCAUUCAUUCUAACUUUUCCAUGUUUUAAAUGACCACCAAGUUUAUUAUCCUGUGACACUACCAAGGCACUGGAGAAAGAGCCUCCAUCUGCGUUCAGUACCACCCCUGCUUCCCAGAAAUCUCUUUCCUGCAUUCAACCUCACAUGCCCUAUGCUGUUGGAUCAAACCCCCAAGUCUCUGGCUGUUACACUUGCCUUGACCUUCAUAACUGCAUGUUAACUAUUUCUCAAUAAUACUAUCUUGAUAUCAUAAAUUUGUGUAUCCUUCUUUACUUAUUUCUGAGAGUUGAUUUUCAGUUUAUUUUCUAGCAUUCUUUCUCUCAAGAUAAAGAAAAGUGUGGAUUUCUGUGGCCAGGAAAGAAAACAGAUUUUUCAAAUAUUACCUAAUGCUUAUAUUAUAGAAAGGACUUUGUAUAUGUAUGUUUUUUCAAAAUAAGAUAACCCACCUUACCUAAUAAACAAUGGUUUUUUUAUCCAGUCUGUAAAA
Vicugna pacos (alpaca) is the source of this 824-nucleotide messenger RNA. The record is from RefSeq and is a predicted model, not a curated record. NCBI's taxonomy places the organism in Eukaryota, Metazoa, Chordata, Mammalia, Artiodactyla, Camelidae.